AUGCAUGCGUCUCGCAUAAUCCCGUCGACCUUAUCUAUACUGGCCUUACUAAGUCAGUUUCAACUCUCGAUAGCUUCCCCAUUGGAACCCGAGGUGAGUCUCGAGGAGGCCACCUUGGAGAAGCGCUGUUCGAAUCCUUGCGGUUAUUAUAGCCAGCUUUGCUGCAGCUCAAGCGAAACAUGCAGCACCAACAGUGAUGGCGAAGCUGAGUGCGUCAGUUCCGGAAGCUGGGAGUAUUACACCACCACGUAUGUCGUGACCGAAACAGAGCGUGCGACUUUUACUUCAACAUGGAGCUCCUACAUUUCGGCAACAACGAGCACUGGCAGUUGCAAUGCCGAGUAUGGUGAAACGGUCUGCGGCAGCGACUGUUGCGGCCCUGCAUAUGUCUGCUCCAACAAUCAAUGUAUCCUGGGAAGCACGUCAAUCUGGGCAACUGCGACUGCCACACCCCCCGUACGCGGAACAACGCUAUCGACUGUAACUCAAACGGCCACCACUACUGAGCCUUUCACUGCCCCUGUGAGCACAAGCGGCACGCCAUUGGUUGUGAAGGGCUCCGGCGGAGGACUCAGCGGCGGAGCCAUCGCGGGCAUUGUUAUCGGAACAAUUGCCGGCGUGUUCCUUCUGUUACUCCUUUGCGCCUGUAUGUGCUGCCGUGGAGCACUUGAUUCUGUGCUUGCUUGCCUUGGUCUCGGUGGCGGUAGGAAGCGGAGAGAAACCACUUACGUUGAAGAACGUCGUCGUCGUCACCAUUCUUCUUCCGGGGCUAGACCUGAACAACGCACCUGGUUCGGCAGUCGACCGGCACCAUCAACAGCAGGUGGCGGUAAGAAGAAAGAGUCUGGCAUGGGUGCUUUGGCGACCAUUGGAAUCGUCCUGGGUGCGAUCGCGCUGUGCCUUGGGUUGAAGAGGCGCAGAGACCGUGACGUGGAUGAGAAGAGCGAUUACACGUAUCCGAGCACCUACUACAGUUACUACUCCUCUGACUACUAUACCAACGAUGGAAGCGUGGUGACAGAUGAUCGGCGGACGAGAGACACCAGAAGAACUAGACGAUCUCGUACGCGUUCACGAAGAUGA
Messenger RNA from Aspergillus luchuensis, 1083 nucleotides. RefSeq lists its product as uncharacterized. The transcript has 2 exons. Bases 1 to 1083 code for a protein of 360 amino acids. Lineage: Eukaryota; Fungi; Ascomycota; Eurotiomycetes; Eurotiales; Aspergillaceae. The record is from RefSeq and is a predicted model, not a curated record.